AUGCCCACAGACCCAAUGAAAUUCGCUAUGUGGCUAGUGCUGGUGACCUUGCUGUCACAGUCUGCCCCGGAGGCUCAACGCAGCAGGCGAGGGAGACGCAGCCUUCUGGAGCUGGGUCUCACUCUGUGGUGUUACCGGAAGAGACUGCGGACCCCGCUGUUCGCUCUCAACCUGUAUGGGUGCCACUGUGGAACCGGGGGCUCCGGGACACCCCUAGACGCAGUGGACCAGUGUUGCUUCCUCCACGACUGCUGCUACCGCCACACUAGGGUCUCCUUAGAGUGCCGGGGGAGAGUGAAGUGGCAGCCCUAUGAGUUUGCGUGUAGCCCAUCGGGGACGGAGUGCCGCUCUUUGAGCGUCUGCGGCAGGAUGGCCUGCGAGUGCGACAGGCAGUUUGCAGAGUGUCUGACGGCAGCAACAUCCAGAAAGAGGCAUUUCUUCUACAAUAGGAGAGAGCUAUGUACUGGUCCCAAGGCCUCCUGCCCGGCCACCUUGCCCAACAAGGCCGAAGUCCUGCACUGGAGAAAGACGCCUUCCCCGCCCCCUCCUGGCAGUGGCUCUCCAAGCAAGGGCUCUGCGUUGGGAGCCAGGGACAGAAACCCCUCCCUGUGACUGAGGAGAUUCUGCUCCAUGGGGCUGUGCGGAGCUCUCCUGGUCCCCGGGUUUCUGUACCAUGG
Dermochelys coriacea (leatherback sea turtle) is the source of this 677-nucleotide messenger RNA. RefSeq names its product phospholipase A2 crotoxin basic subunit CBb-like. Gene Ontology annotation, molecular function: calcium ion binding; phospholipid binding. Gene Ontology annotation, biological process: arachidonate secretion; lipid catabolic process; phospholipid metabolic process. NCBI's taxonomy places the organism in Eukaryota, Metazoa, Chordata, Testudines, Dermochelyidae. The record is from RefSeq and is a predicted model, not a curated record.